This is a messenger RNA of Nematostella vectensis (starlet sea anemone), 1110 nucleotides long. RefSeq names its product V-type proton ATPase subunit E. Lineage: Eukaryota; Metazoa; Cnidaria; Anthozoa; Actiniaria; Edwardsiidae. The transcript has 9 exons. Gene Ontology annotation, biological process: proton transmembrane transport. Bases 113 to 793 code for a protein of 226 amino acids. Gene Ontology annotation, cellular component: proton-transporting two-sector ATPase complex, catalytic domain. The record is from RefSeq and is a predicted model, not a curated record. Gene Ontology annotation, molecular function: proton-transporting ATPase activity, rotational mechanism.
CAUUGUGGGUGAUAAGCGCGUGACCAGGUCAGCGGACUGUGUCAAUGACUCAAUCCAAUAUUUCCAUCACAUGAACAUUUAUUUACAAGAAUCCUGAAAAAAAUACCUCAAAAUGGCCCUUAACGAUGCUGAAGUUAAAAAACAGAUCGAACACAUGAUGAAAUUCAUCGAACAGGAAGCCAAGGAAAAGGCCGAAGAGAUCGACGCUAAGGCUGAAGAGGAGUUUAAUAUUGAGAAAGGACGGCUUGUACAGCAAGAGAGGCUUAAGAUUAUGAAUUACUAUGAGAAGAAAGAAAAGCAAGUGGAACUCCAGAAGAAAAUUCAGAGGUCAAACCAGCUGAACCAGUCAAGGCUCAAAGUUCUUAAAUCUCAAGAUGACCAUAUAAAGAGAAUUCUUGAUGAAGCUGUUGAACGGCUUGGUAAGGUAACCCAGGAUCAGGGGAAAUACCAGCAGAUUAUCCAAGGUCUUAUUACACAGGGGCUUUAUCAACUUCUUGAAUCCAAGGUGCUGAUAAGAUGCCGAAAGCAAGAUGUAUCAAUAGUGAAGGCUGUGUUUGGCCCUGCAACUGAGGAGUACAAAAAGCAAACAAAGAAAGAAAUUGAGUUGACAGUAGAUGAACAGAACUUCCUUGGCCCUGACUGCGCCGGUGGAAUAGAGCUGCAUGCCAAGCAAGGCAAGAUCAAAGUUGUGAACACUCUAGAAAGCAGACUGGAAAUGUUGGGCCGACAGAUGAUGCCUGAGAUAAGAGAAAUACUGUUUGGCCGAAACAAAGGACGACACUUUUUAAAUUAGUUAUUAUUUAUAAAUGAUUUACAAUUUAAGUUGGGAAUUUCAUUAUAUUCAGUCGCUGUGGAUAGAAACAGAAGCCAUUCAUAUGGAGAAUAUUGAAAAGAAUAUUGAAGCCAUAAUGUGGUAGGAAACAUUGGGAAGUGCAAAAUACCACAUAUUAUAAUAAUCAUUCCUUCCUUUGUAAUUAGGAUAUUUCCAAAUCUAAAUAUCGUGAUCAAAGAGAAAUUGAUUGGGUUGGAUUUGUCUUGGUGUUUCUUGCAUGUUUGACCUGUAUCUAUUGUCAACUUACAACUCUUGAAAUAAAGCAAAUUUAAAUUCAA